Molecule: messenger RNA, 7666 nt
Organism: Eriocheir sinensis (Chinese mitten crab)
Lineage: Eukaryota; Metazoa; Arthropoda; Malacostraca; Decapoda; Varunidae
Gene: Pfas
Product: phosphoribosylformylglycinamidine synthase-like
Exons: 28
Coding region: 253-4344 (1363 amino acids)
Biological process (GO): 'de novo' IMP biosynthetic process
Molecular function (GO): phosphoribosylformylglycinamidine synthase activity
Source: RefSeq, a predicted model, not a curated record
CCAUGUGGCAACGCCCUGCCCAAGCCCCGCCUGUCCUGCCACCCAGCCACCCUGCCCAGCCACAGACUACCCAUGGACUUCCCCCAGUGACCGGUCCGCCAGUGACCUUGAGUUUGAGCGGGCUUUGAGGCAGCCGCAGGAGUCAGUCAGUCAGUGUUCUGCCGGGAGCCUUGUGUGUUGGGUGUGAAGGACUUCUGCUGCACUGCUGGAGUCCGUGUUACUCCGUUUAUCGUUUUCCUUCGUCAGCCAGCAAUGGCGGUGGUUCGGCUGUACAGAAAGCUGGAGGAUGCAGACACCAGCGGCACAGGUGGAUUGUUGCUGCAGCGGCUGAAAAACGCGUGUCCCUCCCUCGCUCAGGUGCAGCGGGAAAUUUGUUACUACAUUCUCGUCAAUGAAAAAAGUGGUGUUGAUGGGGUAAAGGCAGAGGAUGUUGUGAGUGUCCUGGGGAAAGAGAUGGCCUGCCAGCUCUGGGGGCUGCUGGGGGACCCGUGGCUUCCUGACUCAGGCCUGCGCACCACUACACAGCUCCACCCAGUAAAGGAUACUCAGUCCUUGGUGGAAAUUGGUCCCAGGCUGACCUUUACCACUGCAUGGAGCACCAAUGCUGUCAGCAUAUGCCAGGCUGCUGGACUGACGAGUGUGAAGAGGCUGGAGCAGGCACACCGCUACCUGAUCACUUCGGUCACCCCAAUCAAAAACCAGGACAGACAGAAGCUGGUGGCUGCCCUGCAUGAUCCCAUGACCCAGCAGGAGUAUGUGAAGCCACUGGACAGCUUCACUCUGGAUGUGCGAUCAGAAGACUGGAAAGAGGUGGAUGUGCUGGGGGGAGGCGAGGCAGCUUUACAGGAAGUCAAUAAGAAGAUGGGCCUUGCUUUUGAUGACUGGGAUGUUAGCUACUACACCGAGCUCUUCAGGACAAAGGUACAACGAAAUCCAACAACAGUGGAGCUGUUUGACCUUGCUCAGUCAAACUCUGAGCACUCACGCCAUUGGUUCUUCAAGGGUGAGUACUUGGUAGAUGGAAAGAAGCUGCCAUGCUCGUUGAUGGAAAUGGUGGCAGAAACCAACACCCCAGCCACCACUCACCCAAAUAAUGUUAUUGCAUUCAGUGACAACUCCAGUGGUGUUGAGGGAUGGAAGGUUCCUGUCCUUGUGCCAGCUGACCCACGCAUUGCCUCUGAGGUUAAGGUGGAGCACUGCCUGAGGCACCUCAUCUUUACAGCCGAGACACACAACUUCCCCACAGGUGUUGCUCCCUUCAGUGGGGCGACAACAGGCACUGGUGGUCGGAUCCGUGAUGUGCAGGCGGCAGGUCGGGGCGGUCAUGUGGUGGCGGGCACUGCUGGCUACUGCUUUGGAAACCUACUGAUCCCUGACUAUGACUUGCCCUGGGAGGAGAAGAAUGCAGAAUACCCCAGUAAUUUUGCUUCACCACUUGAGGUUAUCAUAGAAGCCUCUAAUGGAGCCUCAGACUAUGGCAACAAAUUUGGUGAGCCCGUCAUUGCUGGGUUCGCUCGCUCAUUUGGUCUUCUUUUGGGAGGUCCAAGUGGUGUAGAGCGACGGGAAUGGAUCAAGCCCAUAAUGUUCAGUGGAGGCCUCGGUACCCUGGAUGCCACCAUGGUCAAGAAAAGUCAACCUCAAGAGGGUUUUAGGGUGGUGAAAGUGGGUGGACCAGUGUACAGGAUUGGGGUAGGUGGUGGAGCUGCUUCGUCCAUACAGGUUCAGGGGGACAAUGAGCCCACACGUGACCUUGGGGCAGUCCAGCGAGGUGACCCAGAGAUGGAGCAGAAGAUGAACAGGGUCAUUCGAGGCUGUCUGGAAAUGGAAGUAAACCCUAUUAUGGCACUGCAUGACCAGGGGGCCGGAGGCAAUGCUAAUGUCCUGAAGGAGCUGAUGGAGGGGUCUGGUGGAGUGGUGUUCCGUGAUAGCUUCACCCUUGGAGACCCCACCUUGUCAACCCUGGAGGUUUGGGGAGCUGAAUACCAGGAAUCCAAUGCCCUCUUGGUACAGCCUAGUGACCUCCCUGCCCUUGCCCAGGUGGCUGCCAGGGAGAAGUGCCCUGUUGACACCACUGGCUACAUCACCAGAGACAAUAAGGUUCGUUUAGUGGAGGGUCGAUUGGAAGAUGCGGCCACUCUGCUCAGCCAUGGAGAAAGGCACCCAGUGGACCUGGACCUUGAGUGGGUACUGGGGAAGAUGCCAAGGAAGCAAUUUACAUGGACCAAAGAGAGGGUGGAGCUACUGCCCCUGGUGUUGCUGGAAUCCCUGAAUGUGCAAGAGGCGCUGGAGAAGGUCCUAAGGUUGCCAUCUGUUGCCAGCAAGCGCUACCUCACCAAUAAGGUGGAUCGAUCAGUGACAGGCCUGGUGGCUCAGCAGCAGUGUGUUGGGCCCCUGCACACACCGCUGGCUGAUGUUGCUGUCACUGCUGCAUCAUACUUCAGCAAGGAAGGAACUGCAACUAGCAUUGGUGAGCAGCCUGUGAAGAUACUGGUGGACCCUCAGGCUGGGGCUCGUCUAACGGUGCUGGAGGCUCUGGCCAACCUUGCAGCUGCUCCUGUCUCUCACCUAAAGGAUGUGAAAUGUUCAGCUAACUGGAUGUGGCCUGCCAAGCUUCCAGGCGAGGGUUGGUCACUGUACCAAGCAUGUGAGGCCAUGUGUGAAAUCCUGAAGACGGUGGGUGUUGGUGUAGAUGGUGGGAAGGACUCGCUAAGCAUGGCUGCUAGAGUGUCGGGCGGGGUAGUGAAGGCACCACCGGGCCUGGUCGUCUCUACUUAUGCGCCAUGUCCUGACAUUACCAAGGUUGUGACACCAGACCUGAAGAGCCCGGGCCGAGGGGAGGUUGGCGAACUCCUGUGGGUGCGUCCUGUCCCAGGCCACGCCCGACUGGCCGGGUCAGCACUGGCACAAGUGUUUGGCCAGGUGGGGAAUGACUGUCCAGAUGUUGAUAAGCACCACAUUGAAGCCUUUGUUGCUGCAUUCAACCUUAUUCAACAGCUGCUUGCUGAGGAUGUUAUUCUGGCACUACAUGAUAUAAGUGAUGGUGGGCUGGUGACCUGUCUGCUGGAGAUGUGUGUGGCUGGCUGGGGAGGAGCCAACGUGGAUAUUCCCCCAGCACCAGCCCCUCCACCCACAGCCACAGACCAAGUACCUCCCACUCUUGCUGCUCUCUUCAGUGAGGAAGUUGGGUGGGUGAUGGAGGUGAGCAGCGGCCGAGGCCCUGAUAUAGUGCGCAGGUUUACAAGCAGUGGUGUUCCUGGCACAUGUCGUCUGGGCACCACCACCAGCGCUGGACCCCAGGCACAGUUUGAUGUCCGCAUUGGAGGAAAAGAUUCUAUAAAAAUGACUCUCCUGGAGGCUGCCAAACACUGGGAAGAAACAAGUUACCAGUUGGAAAGGUUUCAGACCAACCCAAAUUGUGCCAGGCAGGAGUACUGUAGCCUGGAGAGCUUCACCCACACCGCUUACCAUGUUCCCUUCUCUUAUCGGGACUUUGUGUUAGGACCAGAGAGGAGCAGUGUAAGUGUGGCCCGUGUUGCUGUGCUGCGGGAGGAGGGAACCAACGGCGACAGAGAGAUGGUGUCAGCUCUACUCCAGGCUGGCUUCUGUGUGCAUGAUGUCACCAUGUCAGACCUUCUGGGUGGGGGCACCUUACUCCAAGACUUUAGGGGUGUGGUCUUUCCAGGAGGCUUCAGCUAUGCAGACGUGUUGGGGUCAGCAGUGGGCUGGGCAGGGGUGGUGCGUGGCCAUGAGGGGCUGAGGACAGCUCUUGAGUCAUGGCACAAUAGCCCCAACACAUUCUCUCUGGGUGUGUGCAAUGGAUGCCAGCUGAUGGCACUGCUUGGCUGGCUAGACCCUCCUGGCCUCAGUGAAGCCAAGUCUCCUGCUGUGGUUCUCAAAGGCAACAACUCGGGUCGGUUUGAGUCACGAUGGUCUAAAGUCCGCAUAGAGAAGACCAACUGUGUGUUGCUGAAGGGAAUGGAAGGAGCCAAACUAGGGGUGUGGGUGGCUCAUGGGGAAGGUCGGUUCACUUAUUGGAGCAGCGCUGUGGCUGAUGCGAUGGAGACCAGCGGGUGUGUGGCGCUGCGUUACUUGGGUCCAAAUGAUGAGCCAACACAACGCUAUCCCUUCAACCCCAAUGGCUCUCCAGGUGGGGUAGCAGGCAUAACAUCAGCCUGUGGCCGGCACUUGGCCCUCAUGCCUCACCCCGAGAGAUGUGUCCUCACCUGGCAGUGGCCACACUUGGCUCCUCCAUUGUUGUCUCCACCUGGACAGUCUCCCAGACUGACUGCUCCCUGGAGUAAACUCUUCCAGAAUGCCUUUGACUGGUGUCUUGAACAUCAGUAAUAUCAGAGCAGCUUGGUGAAGUAGAUUUCCUGAAGUUAUGAUGAAUAUUAAUUAGAAAGAUGACCAGUAGCAUAUAUAAAUGUUUCUUGGAUUUGAAUUUAUUUUGUUCAGUAAUUUUCUUAAUGAAAACAAUGAAUUGUGUAAAAGCCCCUUUUUGCUGGCUCAGACAUGAGCAAUGAAUUGGUGCUGAUAGGUGUUUGGAGAAUGAAGGGUUGUGUUCCCAUUACAAAGUACAUAUACAUGUAAUAAUGUUUUGGCAAAGAUUUAUAUUAUUCUAAUACUGUUGCUCAAUCUUUGUAUUGUUGGUUGUUGAAUUAUACUCUAAUUUGUCAUAGUUAACUUUUAUUUCAAUGUGGGAUGGUUUUCCUCUGGCUAGUGACUUCAUGCUGGGUAACAUUGUGUUAUACAGUAAUUUGUCUAGAUAUCUUCCUUUCAGAUAACAUAUACAAGGUUCAAAAGUUCAAGCUGGGGAGAGGAGGCAAGUGUGUCAUGGAGGAUAUUUCCACAUCCAAACUAACUAACUGGGAGCAUACUUCAGGCAGCAUGUUGCUUCACUCACCCACCACCUCCACUCCAGACAGUCCCUCUGAGCAGGCCUCCAUGCAGCUACCCUUUCCAUUCAAAGUCCCUCCUGGCAGGAUCAGUCAGCUUACCCUCAGAUAUGAGUUAUGUGAGUGUCCCCUUGGUCUUCUCCACUCAGGCUUGUCUUGUAUGGAAACAAUGCUAUGGGCAGGAUCAACAUUCAGGGAGUUAUGCCACGUGCCCAUAUAGUUAGAAUUGAUGUUCAAGGACUAUCAACAACAUCAUAUACUUGUGCUGAGCAAGUCCAUAUAAUACCAUGGGCCAGGCUAAUCCAUUGACUGAGUUCCUGGUAAGAUCCACCCUUGUUAUGCAUGAUGCUACAAGGUAUGUGAAACUAUUGGUGACCUAAAUGACAUCACCACAUGCAGCACUGUGAGAGCCAUCACCAGGACCUUCAGUGAAUUCUGUGAGAAGUACAGCAUCAUCAGCAUUAAUUAAGAAGCUCGGUGACCAUGAUGUCACCAACAGAUGCUCUGCAACAACUUUGCAUAGUACCUAGCCCAUGCAAGUGUUGGAAAGUAAUGGAACAAGAACGUACCCCUGCCUCAGUUCUGAAUCAGGAUGGAAGAAGCUGGAAAUGCCUCCCUGACACUUCACAGUACUCUCAGUUCCAGAAUAAAGUCCAGUCAUCAGGUCAAUAAUCCUUGCAGGAAUCCUACAGAUUCACGGGAUGUCCCAGCGUGCCUUACAAUGCACUGAGUCAAAUGUCUUCUUGAGAUUGAUAUAAGCUGUGAGUAGCCUCUAUUAAAAUUCGCAUCGGUAUUCCACAAGGAUGUGAAGUGCUAGGAUCUUGUCAGUCGUUGGCUUGCUGGGCAUGCUGACUACUCAGGUCUCUGAAACUUUAGAUGAGAUUUCAAUUCGCAUCAGCAGAAGAUGAGUGAACACUUUGCUUGGCACACUGAGCAGGAUAAUACCAUGGUAAUUGUUGCGGUUCUAUUGGUCCCCUUUUCAGACGGACAACCAAUCCCCCUUUUUCACUCCAGAGGAAUGGCACUGAACUGCCACAUGGCAGACAGCACUGCAUGCAAUCUAUAGAUCAUGUCUUCACCCCCUGGCAUUCAGCAUAUCUGCACUGAUAUUACUGAUCCCAGCUGCCUUUCCACCCUUCAACUUCCUCACAGCCUCUCUCACCUUCACAAGAGAGGGUUGGUGUUUUGUCCAUUAGAGGAUCACCACCCAUCAUCUGCAAACCACAAACCAGCUAGAGGGAGUUAUCUGGUGUAUCAGCAGCCACCAUCUGCAAACCAGCUAAAGGGAGUUAUUUGGUGUAUCAGCAGCCACCAUCUGCAAACCAGCUAGAGGGAGCUAUCCUCUUAGGGGGUCUGCCUUGUACAGCUGCUCAAAGUACUCAGCCCAAUGACCCAGAUACCCAUCUGCAUUUGAUACUCUCUUCCCAUCAGCCAUUCAGAGUACUUGUCUUGGUUGUAGAUUUGGAGGAGAGAUUCUUCAGAGCUAAGAUGGCAAGUCUAAGGUCAUUUACAUUAAGACAACCCUCGACUUCCUCCGCAAGACUUGAGACAUAAAUCUUCUUAUCCCUUCUCAGAAAGGUUCUAGUCCAUUGUGACAAAGUCAUGUAUUGCUCAGUCCCCAGCCAUCCUGGCAGUAUGAUUCUCCUCUAUUCUCCAGUGUCUCCCUCGAGGCAACUCCACUCCUAUACCUUGGACGCUCUCAAAUGCAGUCCUUGGCAGCUUUGAGAGUUUCAUGUUUAAACUAUCCCACAACUCCCCAGGGUCCUCCAACCAAUUUGAGACUGCCACUACAUACUCCUGAGCACACACCUGGUCCCUCAGUUUCUCAAGAUGGAAUCCCAGAGGAAUGUAUCUUGAGAGUUUCUUGGAUCUGAUGUGUAUCCUCAGUGUUGCAACAAGUAUGUGGUUGGUGGCAAAGAACUUGGCACUCCGGAAAACCGUACCAUUCUGAGGGAUCCUCCAAAGAUUACUAAUGAGGAUGUACUUGAUCACUUUAACCAUACCGUCAGUAUUGCUAUACCAAGUCAAUCGGUGAGGCUCAUGUCUCUGGAACAGGAACCAGCAACCCUCAGACUUCUGGAUUUUCCAAAGUUUAGGAGGCAAGAACUAAGUUUCUGGUGCCAGAGCCAUGGGGACCAACAUAUAACUCAGAGACAACUCUAUAUGUGCCAGUAACUGAUGAUGAAAACUGAGGGUGGUGGUGUUACACUCUGCACUCGCUCAGCAUUAGACCAGUGCCCCCACAGGACAGUUUCACUGUCAUGGAUGACUUUAACGCUACUAUAGUCGGUUUCAUUCCAUCUGUUCAUUCGCGAGUGUGGAUGUGGCACACGUGCAAUGCUAGUUCAUGAUUGAGUGAACAUCCAUUGUUGUAAUGAAUAUUAAAUUUUUUGGGGGGAAUAUAUUUGAAUGUUUAUGUAUAAAAAAAACCCACUUUAUAUAAUCCCAAACAUGCAUGUUUGCAUUGGCAAUAUACCAUUCAAGCACAUGAAAGAUAAGCUUGUAUCAAACAGCUUAGUCAGAUCAUAUUCUAAUGGACAAUGGCUUUUAAAAACUAUAAUUAUUUAGCUCACUUCAGGUACAUAAAAAGACAUCUGCCUUUGUCAGUGCAAAUAAAAGUUAUUUUGAUUAUUUAGUGCAUGUAAAUCCCUAAGUAUAUUUGAAAUAGCCUAGUAUCACAUUCGGCAAUAUUUCACGCUACUUCCAAUAUUACCCAUGUGGUUCACAUGCAAUAUAUUACUAAAAUACCUUUUAAUUAUACUUUCAGAACU